AUGGAGCACUCCGAUGAUCAUCGAUUUCGCCAGCCGUUACAAGAUGCCACAAGCAUAUACGUUCACGGCAGUCCCGCAAAUGCCCACCCCUGCGUUGGCCGAGUUGAAGAUGUCGAUUUGUUAAAGAAUUCGGAUCUUACAUCUCUUGUUGGAAGCCCUACUCCACAUGGUAACAAAGAGAAUCGUAUCUCGGUCACCACCGAUUUCAAUUAUGAUAACCCUCGAAGCUCGGUCAUUUCAGCAUCUUCUAUACUCUGUGGCACUGGUAAGAGAAAGACAUAUGUGGGACCAUGGCAAUUGGGUAGAACCUUAGGGAAGGGUGCUACUGGCCGCGUUAGACUUGCAAAACAUGCUGGUACUAGCCAGUUAGCUGCAGUCAAGAUUGUAUCCAAGAAGUCUGCUGUCAUGGUGCAAAGUGAAAGCAUUGCUGCCAUGGAUCGCAAUGCAGUGCAAUUGAAGGGACUGUCACAGACCCGUACGAUGCCUUGUGGUAUUGAGCGUGAAGUUUGCAUCAUGAAGUUGAUUGACCACCCGAAUGUUAUGCAUUUGUUCGAUGUCUGGGAGAACCGUGGCGAGAUGUAUCUCGUUCUGGAGUAUGUUGAGGGAGGUGAACUCUUCGAAUAUGUCUCCAAAAAUGGACCACUGCCGGAGGAAGAGGCUGUUCGAUUGUUCCGACAAAUUAUUGCCGCCCUUUGCCACCUCCAUCGGUUCAACAUCUGCCAUCGCGAUUUAAAGCCAGAGAACAUCUUGCUAGAUGGAAAUCACAAUAUCAAGCUGGCAGACUUCGGCAUGGCUGCUCUCCAGCCGGCAGGCCACUGGUUGAAUACAUCGUGUGGAAGCCCUCAUUAUGCUGCACCGGAGAUCAUCUCGGGUGACAAGUACCGAGGUGAUCGUGCAGAUAUGUGGAGCUGUGGUGUCAUUCUGUUUGCCCUGCUGUCAGGGUAUCUUCCAUUUGACGGUGGGGACCUGGCCCGCACCUUGCGACUUGUGAGAAAGGGAGAUUAUAUGCUUCCACCAAAUCUUAGCCACGAGGCUGCUCAUCUUCUCACUUGCAUUCUACAGAAGAAGCCAGAAAAUCGUAUUUCUAUGAAAGAAAUUUGGUCGCAUCCUUUGUUGACCAAGUAUGAGAAACUCCACAAUGCGAUGUCCCCUCAUUACAUUGGCCCUCCUCCAGCUUUGACGAUCAAUGACUGUGGACCCCCUGUCACUUCUCGUCUGGAUAUUGAUUGGGAUAUUAUGCGCAAUCUACAGAUCUUGUGGCAUGAUGUUAAGACUGAGGCUGUCAUAGAAAGACUUAUGUCACUUGAACCGACCCACGAGCGAAUGUUUUACAACAAGCUAGUCAAGUUUCGAGACGACCAACUCGAAAAUUAUGAAGGUAUCCCGAUGCAGUAUUCUGCAAGUGACUAUCACCACAUUUCUCGUCCCACUGGCAGAGCCGUUCGAGGUCGCACCAAUAUGACUUUGGCCAAGCGGCGCUCGGUAGUUGGUCGCAAGAUCUCUGUACAAGAGCCCAAAUCUUGUGCAAGCAUUGAGAGCUACGAUCCAUUCAGAUCGCCUAACACCCGGCUACCUGAUGCUCCGUAUGCUCAGAUCACUGUCCACAGAGUCCCUCAGGAUAUCCCUGUGAUCCACGAGGUCACCCCGGAUGUGAAACAACCUCCUUCAAUUGCGGAAGAGGAGGAAGAGCCAGAGAUGCCAUCCCCGUUCACUGUUCUGAUGAAGCGCAAGCACAAACCUGCAUCGAUGAAAUCUUUCCAGUCCAAGAUCCCUCAUUCUAGCUCCCGGGCUCCAGGAACGUCCUCUCAUUCUAUGAGUUACCGUCGCAAUGUGUCUUUUCAUCACACUCGCAACCGUUCCCAGGGGUCAGCUAAGCCUAAGAGACAGAAGAUCGGACAAUCGACCCUUACGCGUUCUCCUAGCUGUACUAGUCUGGAGACUCUUGCAUGUGAACUGGAUGUGCCAGAGCUCCCGAGUAGCCCUCCCCUCCCCGCGCAGCCCACUGUGGUUCGUGCCGGCAUGAACGCCAAACGCUUGAUUCAGGCACGCAAAAUCCGCGACUCUGAAGUGAGAUGGAAGGAGGAUGCUCGUCAAUGCUCUAAUGAGCUUGGUAAGAUUUGUGAAGAAGCCUUCAAUGGCACCAGCUCGGUUACGACCAUGCGCACUGUCAGCACCGAUACUGCCAACACCGGCUAUGAGACUCCAGGUACCCCGGUAUCAAUCGCUAGCCCUGAGCCACGCUUAGCUGAUGCACCCAAGGGUUUCUCUGACGCUCUCAAAGAAUCGGGUGUUGCUUACAGCAUCCAUGAGCUCACAGAGACUCGCCGCAAGCUCUUCGAGCAUGGUAAAGAUAGCAAUAAUGAUGUCCCGUCCUAUUUGUCAAACGUCAUCGGUCAUCUUGAUCGCUUGAUUGACAUCAACCAAAGUCAGUGUCAAGCACAGCAGUAUACCUCGGAGAAUGUGGGACUUUUCAUCAAUCCACUCCCUACACAUACGUGUGACUCUUCACUUCCUAUGAUCAAAGAAGAGCUAGCAAGCCCUGCCCGUACACCCAGUGAUGUCUCCCCUGCAGACCACACCCACCCCAAUGGCGAUACUAAGGCUACAAUUCGGGUAGUUCCCCGAAGCUCCAUCCCCUGCAUGGAGGAAGUAAAACCUCUGAUUAUUCGAAAAAAGAGUCAAUUCGCUGCAACUGAAGGUGUCAGCACGCGAGACUUCUCGUCCGGUCCUAGUGAGGUUCAACCUCCUGGUGGCUUAGCUUCUAUCGACGAGGUACAGUCCCCAAAGAAUGGCGCAGAUCACAAAAAGUGGUCAUGGUUUAAGCACCGUGCGCAACAUGAGACCACUCAUUAUCCAGUCCCUCCAGCUAAGGACACGGAGCCCGCCAUUUCCCAGGGUGGAAUAAUCGUUGUCAAAUACACAGCUGAUUCAGCUGAAUCUACUGAGCUGGACCCUGAGAAGGUCACUGAACAGACACGCAAGUCUUCUGUUGGUGGCUUUUUCAAAAAGCUCAUUCCGAAGAAGUCGAACAAGGCCCCUGCCGAAUCAGGAGCUGGUAGGUCGACCAAUCUCAACUGCAUAAGCCUUCUACUAAGCCACAAAAAAGGACACGACUGCGCACAAGACUUGAGUAUUUUCUGCAAGGGCCACGCCGAUACUGACUGCUCCGAGGACGACCAAAUCAGCCCACUAAUGAACAAACGCCGCUCCGUUGCUUGCCCGAAUCAGAAUUGGUUUGCUCGCGUCUUCCAGGUUAAACCGGCUACCCGCAUUCUUGCUUUGAAAAUAUCCAAGUUCAAGGGGCGCAAGGAGGUUUACAAACUCUUGCGUGAAUGGAAAAAGUAUGGCAUGGAGAAGGUUACUAUGGACAAGAACAACAACAUUGUCCAGGGCCGAGUUGGCCAUGUGAACAUGCUUCGUAUCCGCGAGGUUGAGUUUACAGCUGAGUUCUUUACUGUGCUGGAGCACGGUCGCCCGGCCAAUCUCAGCUUGGUUCGCUUCAAGCAGGACCGCGGAGCCGCCUCUUCGUUCAAUAAGGUCGUUGACACCGUCAACCGAUCCCUGCAGGAUCGCGGCUUGAUUGUCGAGGAUGCAGCCCGAGCCAAGCAAAUGACUCGUGUACUGGCUAGUACCAACCCUGUCUAA
Penicillium taxi is the source of this 3645-nucleotide messenger RNA. Its product is annotated as serine/threonine-protein kinase. Gene Ontology annotation, biological process: protein phosphorylation; intracellular signal transduction. Gene Ontology annotation, molecular function: ATP binding; protein serine/threonine kinase activity. The transcript has 4 exons. Lineage: Eukaryota; Fungi; Ascomycota; Eurotiomycetes; Eurotiales; Aspergillaceae. The coding region runs from base 1 to 3645 and encodes 1214 amino acids. The record is from RefSeq and is a predicted model, not a curated record. Gene Ontology annotation, cellular component: cytoplasm.